This is a messenger RNA of Ictalurus furcatus (blue catfish), 1108 nucleotides long. It is a transcript of the gene oard1, whose product is annotated as O-acyl-ADP-ribose deacylase 1. Gene Ontology annotation, biological process: peptidyl-glutamate ADP-deribosylation. The transcript has 5 exons. The record is from RefSeq and is a predicted model, not a curated record. The coding region runs from base 178 to 609 and encodes 143 amino acids. Lineage: Eukaryota; Metazoa; Chordata; Actinopteri; Siluriformes; Ictaluridae.
UGAUUUUCCGUUGCGCUGUGCAGGAACAAAACUAAAUGCUAGCGAGUCACUUAGUUGUAAGCAGUUAGCAUUUUGGAAUGUGAAUGAAGUGGAAAUGAUAGAGUAGUUUUCUUUAAUCCAGCAUUCGUUGCAUGAUUGUCAGACCUUGCCUGAAAGAGCUGCGUUUGAUGAACUAGGAUGGGAAGUAAACUGAAGUAUGUGAGAGGAAAUCUGUUUUCCUGCCCCAGCACAGACUCUCUGGCUCACUGCAUCAGCAUGGACUGCAAGAUGGGCGCAGGCAUUGCUGUAACCUUUAAAAAGAAGUUUGGAGGAGUUAAUGAACUCUUGGCACAACAGAAGCAACCAGGAGAGUGUGCAGUGCUUAAGAGAGGUGGACGGUUUGUGUACUACCUGAUUACAAAGAAUAAGUACAACCAGAAACCUACCUAUGAAACACUCAGACGAAGUUUGGCAGCAAUGAAAGCACACUGCUUAGAAAAUGGAGUCACCAGGCUAUCAAUACCACGGAUUGGCUGUGGUUUGGACCGGCUUAGUUGGAGGAAUGUGUCUGUGAUCAUUGGAGAAGUCUUCCAGCACACAGAUGUAGCCAUAACUGUAUAUUCACUAUAAGGCUGCAACAGUCCAGAAAGAAGACUGACACUUUCAGUGCCUGGAUCAUCAUUGAAUUAUAGCACCUAUAUUUCCGUUCUUGGCUAAGGGACAACGUAGCACUGCUAGCUUGUAAAUAAUUUUCACGUCUAAUGAAUAAUUUUCACGUCUAAUCAGCUUUCACAUUCUAUUCUCUCUAAGCCCUUGGAGUUUACAGAAGAUUAAGCAUGUUCACCACUAGAUGGUGUUAUUAUUUGGAGUAGGUCAAGGUGUUUCUAAAGCUGAUAUUACUCUGGUUGUUCACUUUCUUCUAGUGCCAGAUUAAGUAAACCUGUGAUUGAAAAAAACACAUAUAAUUGUAUUUAUGCCAAACCAUGUUGCAUUAUUUGUUACUUAUUUCUCCAUUCCUUCAUCCUUUUCAAAUUGUUAAUUCAACUUUUCCUCUGCAAAUAAUACAUUUUUGUAUCUCUGAUAUUAAUUAUUAAAUAGUCAUUAAUAAAUGAAACAAAUUUAAAUACUA